This is a messenger RNA of Elaeis guineensis (African oil palm), 916 nucleotides long. Its product is annotated as probable calcium-binding protein CML41. The record is from RefSeq and is a predicted model, not a curated record. Lineage: Eukaryota; Viridiplantae; Streptophyta; Magnoliopsida; Arecales; Arecaceae. Gene Ontology annotation, molecular function: calcium ion binding.
UAAAUAUACACACUCAAGCAUGUGAUCCUAUAUCUGAAAAGAAAAAAAACUAGAAACCUUCAUCUCUUCCAUUCUCAUAAUUUCCCUUCUUUAACCAAACAUGGCUACCAAUUCUAAUUUCUCCAAGCCAUCCAAAUGGUUCUAUAACAACACCUUCAAGCUAACCCUCCGCCGUCGCUCCUCUAAGCCUAGCUCGCCAACCCCUCCGAUGUCUCCCCAUAGCUCUACUAGUCGGCAGGCCGAUGACUUUCGUGAAGCAUUCCACCGCUUCGAUGCAAAUGGCGAUGGCAAGAUAUCGAGCAAUGAACUGAGGUCCUUCUUUGCAUCAGCUGGGGAGGACAUGACGUUGGAAGAGGCGGAGAGGGCGAUUGGGGACCUUGACUCGGAUGGCGAUGGCCUGAUGGACUAUGGGGAUUUUGUGAGGCUGAUGAUGGAGAGGGAUGGCGGAGGGGAGGAGGAUUUGAGGAAAGCGUUCGAGAUGUUUGAGGUGGAUAAGGGGUCAGGGUGCAUCACACCUGAGGGGCUGCAGAGGGUGUUGAGUCGUUUAGGGGACGUGAGGUCCAACGAGGCGUGUGCAGCCAUGAUAAGGGCUUAUGAUCUGGAUGGGAAUGGUGUGCUUGAUUACCAUGAGUUCCAUUGCAUGAUGACUUGGUGAUAUGUGGAUAUAUAAUUGUGUUUAUUAUAAAUUGGAUAAACAUCUGGCAUUUGAUAUGUUCAUACUGUUUGCAAAAAAUUACCGUCUGAAGUCAUGUACAUAUAGCUAAGCACUACUAGUUUGCCAUGGGGUGGCUCUUCUUUGAAUACAAACUCUCUACAACCUUAGUUGUAAGAAUUCUUACAAUCAGUAUAUGUCUAUCGGCCAUGCAAUUUUUUUGUCGCAAUUAGCAAUAUAUUGGGAUUGUUUAUUUUGAAUGAA